UACGUACUGCCAUGAGGAAAGUUUGUGAGUGUUUGGUCGUUGCUCCUAGCACUCACUAUUCGCAUCCUACAGGCCUUUUCCGGCACAAGUCUUCCUCAAACCGUCAUGGAGCGAACUAUGGCGUGAAAUAGGAUUGUGGUAGCCACAUACGCUGCCGAUCGCUGGCAAAAAAGCAGCGUGAGAUGAGAGACGCAAGCGAGGAGUUAUAAGUCUCCUUCGCUGACUGUUAACGGUAGCAUCUUCAUCCCUAUCAAGUCGGUGGGAACCAUGGGGUCCUCCUUGUUGGAUAUUGUGAUCUAUUCUGCUGUGCUACUCGCUUUUCAUUGGCUGUACUCUAGGCGCGGGUCUCGACGCUCGAGUCUUCCACUUCCACCUAGUCUUCCCGGACUUCCCAUCAUUGGGAACCUCAGAGACUUGCAAGCACAUGAGAAUUGGUUGACCUUCUUUCGAUGGGGAAAGGCAAACAACUCUGAUCUCAUCCACCUACGUUCAUUUGGAACUGACUUUGUGGUGGUCAACACUCUCGAAAUCGCCACUGACCUCUUCGAUAAAAGAUCUUCAAUCUACAAUGAUCGCCCUCGGUAUACAAUGCUAAAUGAGCUGGUUGGUUUUGAAUGGUUGAUUGGUCUUAUUCCCUAUGGCGACCUAUGGAAGGAUACCAGAAGAAGUUUCCACCGAGAGAUUGGUUCUGUUGGGCUCAGGCGUUUUACUAAUAUAGAGCUUGCGGCCUCACGACAACUUCUCAGGCGACUUCGUUCAUCUCCCGAGGCAUAUAUGAAGCACAUCAGACACAUGGCCAGUCGCAUUAUCGUGCGCAUAGCUUAUGGAAUAGAGAUCAAAGAAGAGAAUGAUGUGUACAUAGAUAUCGCUGAGGAGGCAAUGCAGGCUUUCAGUGCUUGUACAAAUGCAGGAUCGUUUAUGGUCGAUCUCAUGCCCAUACUGAUGUACUUGCCCGAAUGGUUUCCUGGCUCAGGCUUCAAACAGCUUGCAAAAGCCUGGCGUGUACCGGUGACUGCAAUGCUAGACGGUCCGUUCGAGUUCGUCAAGAAGCAUACGGAAUUGGAUGACAUACCCACUUGUGCGGCAGUGACGUUACGUGAAGAUAUGAAGAAGAGAGAUGUAGAUCCUGCAUAUGCCGACUACGUUGCGAAGGCGACGUUGGCAUCCAUGUAUGCAGGAGGAGCUGAUACGACGGUGUCUACUCUUAGUUCAUUCGUUCUAGCUAUGACUCUAUAUCCUGACGUCCAAGUGAGAGCCCAGGAAGAGAUCGAUCGUGUCAUCGGUGCAGGUCGACUACCUGAUUUCAGCGACCGUAACUCUCUACCAUAUGUUGAGGCAGUCGUGCGCGAAUCCUUACGCUGGCAUCCCGUGUUACCAAUAAACCUUCCGCACGUCCUCUUGCAAGACGAUGAAUACAACGGCUAUUUCUUCCCGAAGGGUACUGUUCUAAUUGGAAAUAUAUGGGCUAUGCUACAUGACCCCACGAUAUACCCAGAUCCCGGAGCAUUCAAGCCCGAGAGAUUCCUAAAGGAUGGGGUGAUAGACCCAACUGUGCGAGACCCGACUGUUGCAUGUUUCGGUUUCGGAAGGAGGAUAUGCCCAGGCUUGUCUUUAGCGAAAGAGUCAAUAUGGAUUACUGUCGCAUCUCUUCUGGCAACAUACAAGUUUUCGAAGGCGGUCGGGCCUGAUGGGAAACCUAUCACUCCGAAAGAAGAUUAUAUCCCGGGAGCACUCAGGUAAGGCACACGAUGCAUGUCAUCAUCGGAAUAAUGUAAACGUCGGGAUACAUCCAAGCCAUCCCGAGCCAUUUGCAUGCGACAUGCGACCUCGUUCUGCGGAAUACGAGGCCUUGAUUAUGGCCUCGUCGAAUGAAGAUUAAAUAUACAAAUCUCUACGUAACGCUGAAUCGGAUGUGUUUCAAUAUCCUUAGAUCUGUUCUGCCCCAACAGUCGAAAGGUUAGCUACACAGAUAUAUCUUUCGAGUACUGAUCAUAUCGAGGUUUUCACGUU
Molecule: messenger RNA, 2010 nt
Organism: Somion occarium
Lineage: Eukaryota; Fungi; Basidiomycota; Agaricomycetes; Polyporales; Cerrenaceae
Source: the annotation of a GenBank genome assembly